Messenger RNA from Aspergillus welwitschiae, 1050 nucleotides. RefSeq lists its product as uncharacterized. Lineage: Eukaryota; Fungi; Ascomycota; Eurotiomycetes; Eurotiales; Aspergillaceae. The transcript has a single exon. The record is from RefSeq and is a predicted model, not a curated record. Bases 84 to 734 code for a protein of 216 amino acids.
UGAAAGACCGUAAAAGCCCAAUCUUCCCAAUUCAUCGCAUCAGCUUGCUUUUUUAAGGACUAUUAUCUUCUGGAAUCCCCAACAUGUUGAUCUUCCCCACAAUCGCCACUCUCGUGGCUCUCUCAACCUCCACCACCGCCCUUUUGCAGCCCCGCUCAAUCACCCCCCCGGACGGAUGUCCCAUCCCUACCUGGGAAGUUACCACUUUCCACUGGUACAACGGUUCAAAAAGCCUGGACUGUGUCCAUAACCAGGCCGACAUCAACUUCAAAGAUUGCCUCUGCGGUCAUGGCUGGUGCGCCCCCGACCCUGCCACCUGCAACGGGAGCAUGGUCAAUGUUUGCUGGACCGGGAAGCCCAAUUACCAGCCGUGGGGAUAUGGUCCUCCUGAGACACUUGACAUCGACUUCGCGGAUGGACUGACCUGCCACGAUGAGUACAUCGGGUAUCGAGUACAUGACAUCGGAAACGGAGCAUCUAAUUGUGGAUAUGCGGAUCGCGGCGAGGGAAGGAUCGUUUCUUUCUAUGGUAGCUCCAACUAUGCGACGUCUACCGGGCAUAUGGAUUAUGUCCUGGGAGAUGGGCAUGCGCUGGAAUGUGCAAAUGGUAGCCUGAUCACUUACUCUGGGAGCACGGAUUUUACUUUGUCAUGCACGCACGAUGAGUAUUUCAAUGCGACGUGUACUGCGCCGGACUUUGUUAUUCCAGUGUUGAGUUAUGAGUGGGUGUCCUAGGUGUUGGGGUGUGAUUGGGUGGGGUACUGAGGAAGAUGGUAGUGGCUCAGCUGAGUGUCAUGUCGGUUGAGAACGAUAUAUGCAUGGACCAUUGGAUAGUUAUAUUAUAUGUAUGCUUUUGAGACCAUUACUCCGGCUUGUUGUCCGUACUCAAAAUACUUCUGAGUCGUCUUCAGAUGUCCAAGGGUACAAUUAUGUUCUUUUUAACUAGUCACUGAAGACUAAUCGCUUCACUUGAAUAUUCCGGCGUUUAAUAACAUAAUGCCCUUGUUGUGGCUCAUUUAAAGAAUAUGCAAUCACCGUACGGAUCAUAGAA